This is a messenger RNA of Drosophila subobscura, 469 nucleotides long. Its product is annotated as kunitz/BPTI-like toxin. Bases 66 to 428 code for a protein of 120 amino acids. The transcript has 2 exons. Gene Ontology annotation, molecular function: serine-type endopeptidase inhibitor activity. The record is from RefSeq and is a predicted model, not a curated record. NCBI's taxonomy places the organism in Eukaryota, Metazoa, Arthropoda, Insecta, Diptera, Drosophilidae.
UUCAGUUCAGUUCACAUUUGCAGCUAUUUGCGAUCAGUUAUCAGUGGCACAGACAAAGCAAAAUCAUGCGAGUGACCCAGUUUCUGUGCUUUGGGGCGACACUUCUUUUGUUCAGCCUGUUGCAGCAGACACAGGCGGUGCCGACAUCCACAGCCAAGCCGGGCAUAGUGGCCCAAGCACAGCCAAAACCAGCAGGAAAUCUGGCGCCCAGUCCGAGUACAGCGAAACCCCAGCCCCAGCGACAACAGCAAGAUCCCAAGUGCCAGCAGCCCUUGGAUCCGGGUCCCUGUCGCAUGAGUCUGGAUCGCUUUUAUUACAACAAGGACACAAAUGCCUGUGAGACCUUCAAGUUUGGGGGCUGUCGAGGCAAUGACAAUCGCUUUGGCUUCCGUCAGACCUGCGAGGAUGCUUGCCUCAUCAGAAAGUGACUCAAAAUCGAUCCAAUAAAUGUCGUAAACCUUAAGGAACA